UUUACUUCGGAAUAUUGGGGGGUGUGGAAACCCCGCCUCUUUUUUCUGCACUUUGCACCAUCUGACUGACUAAAUGGUUGUCCUCCGAACCAAAAAGGCUACCAGACAAUCUAAGGAAAUUGUCUCUGUCUAGGUCAUGUUCGCAUUUGAAGAAUUCAGUGAACAGAGUAUCUGCCAAGCCCGGGCUUCCGUGAUGGUCUACGAUGACACCAGUAAGAAAUGGGUACCCAUCAAACCCGGCCAGCAGGGUUUCAGCCGGAUCAACAUCUACCACAACACUGCCAGCAGCACCUUCAGAGUCGUCGGAGUGAAGCUGCAGGAUCAGCAGGUUGUGAUCAAUUAUUCAAUCGUGAAAGGGCUGAAGUACAAUCAGGCGACACCAACCUUCCACCAGUGGCGAGACGCCCGCCAGGUCUAUGGCUUGAACUUCGCCAGUAAGGAGGAGGCGACCACGUUCUCCAACGCCAUGCUGUUCGCCCUCAACAUCAUGAAUUCCCAGGAAGGAGGCCCGUCCACCCAGCGGCAGGUGCAGAAUGGCCCCUCUCCUGAUGAAAUGGACAUCCAGAGAAGACAAGUGAUGGAGCAGCAGCGCCAGGAGUCUCUAGAGAGAAGAACCUCAGCCACAGGACCCACCCUCCCACCGGGGCACCCCUCAUCUGCAGUCAGCGCCCCCCUCUCGUGUAGUGGGCCUCCACCCCCACUGCCAGCCGGAGGAGCCCAGGGCGCCAGCCACGACGAGAGCUCCGUGUCAGGACUGGCUGCUGCCCUGGCGGGGGCCAAGCUGAGGAGGGUCCAGCGGCCCGAAGAUGCGUCCGGAGGCUCCAGUCCCAGCGGGACCUCCAAGUCUGACGCCAAUCGGGCGAGCAGUGGGGGCGGAGGAGGAGGCCUCAUGGAAGAGAUGAACAAGCUGCUGGCCAAGAGGAGAAAAGCAGCCUCCCAGACAGACAAGCCGGCUGAUAAAAAGGAAGACGAAAGCCAAACGGAAGAGCCCAGCACCUCUCCAUCUCCGGGUACCCGAGCAGCCAGCCUGCCACCCAACUCCUCAGAGGCCGGCCGGAAGCCCUGGGAGCGGAGCAACUCCGUGGAGAAGCCCGUGUCCUCAUUGCUGUCCAGAACCCCGUCUGUGGCCAAGAGCCCCGAAGCUAAGAGCCCCCUUCAGUCGCAGCCUCACUCUAGGAUGAAGCCGGCCGGGAGUGUGAACGACGUGGCCCUGGAUGCCUUCGAUUUGGACCGGAUGAAGCAGGAGAUCCUGGAGGAGGUGGUCCGAGAGCUCCACAAAGUGAAGGAGGAGAUCAUCGACGCCAUCAGGCAGGAGCUGAGCGGAAUCAGCACCUCGUAGAGCGUGCAGGGCCCGAGCCACAACCCCCUGACGGACGGCGGGGACAGAGGAGCACAGCCAGGCCUCCAGCCACCGAGCACGCACUGAAGCUAGGAUGUGUUUCACUUAAGUCUUAACCUGUGAGAAAAUAUUAAAAUGAGGGAAAAGUUCAAUUCCUGGAUUUUUUUAGAUUCUACCUGACACAGAACACCAGGUCUACUCGCCUUUUUUUGUAUUUUAUAUUUGUCUAUUUAAGUGUACAUUUCUUUUGGUUUAUAGAAAAGAUACCCCCAAACCACACGCUUCAUUAGGUGGUUCCGAGUUCCUCCUGGGUGCCCCUCGCACCUGGGCCUGGCGCACUGUGCCAGCAGCUCCUCCCAGCGUCACGGUGUGAAGUCUGUCCACGCCCCUCGGUGUCUGUGUCCACGUGGUAAUAAACGCUUACUGUCCACA
This is a messenger RNA of Myotis brandtii (Brandt's bat), 1771 nucleotides long. RefSeq names its product Enah/Vasp-like (gene EVL). The record is from RefSeq and is a predicted model, not a curated record. Gene Ontology annotation, cellular component: cytoskeleton. Gene Ontology annotation, biological process: actin polymerization or depolymerization; positive regulation of actin filament polymerization; protein homotetramerization. The transcript is spliced from 15 exons. Lineage: Eukaryota; Metazoa; Chordata; Mammalia; Chiroptera; Vespertilionidae. The coding region runs from base 137 to 1339 and encodes 400 amino acids. Gene Ontology annotation, molecular function: SH3 domain binding; profilin binding; actin binding.